AUGGCUCGCAAGGCACGACAGCGUAUCAGCUAUGUCCUGCCUCUCGCCAACGCUGCGGGCGGCCACAGGCUAGGCGUCAACGGUCUCGCCGUCGAUCAGACCAACUUACUGCUCUACUCUGGCGGCCGCGACGGUGUCAUAUGCGCCUGGGACGUCAACCUCGACCUCGAGAAUGCGAAGCCACCUGCCCACGGUGCGAAGCUACCAGCCUCCCCCGCGACCACCUUUCGACAGCAAGUCCAGGCGCAUACACACUGGAUCAACGACAUUGCGCUGGCUCAGUCCAAUCAGGCGCUGAUUUCUGCCUCUUCAGAUAUCACUGUCAAGCUUUGGCGACCCUCAGCAAGCGAUGGCCUUCCCCCACAGACGCUGGGAUUGCAUAGCGACUAUGUCAAGACUCUUGCUGUGCCGUAUUCGACAUGCGACUGGGUGGCCAGUGGUGGCCUCGAUAGAAAGAUCAAGGUGUGGGAUCUGAGUGGUGCUGGGGAGAGAUUGAGCAUAGACAUCGACGCUGAUGAGGCUGCCAACAUGUCUGCUAAAGAGAAGGGCAGUGUCUAUGCGCUGGCAGCAACCAACUCGCUACUCGCUAGCGGAGGUCCUGAGAGUACAGUGAGAGUAUGGGAUUGCCGAACAGGGAAGCGCGUGACGAAACUGGUCGGACAUACGGACAACAUCAGAGACAUACUGGUCAGCCAAGACGGAUCCACGAUCAUGACUGCCAGCAGUGAUCACACCGUGAAGGUGUGGAGCACAAUAGCAGGUCGUUGCAUGUUCACUUUGACCAUGCACGAUGCCAGCGUCUGGUCAUUGGCGUCUUCUGAUCCUGAUCUGUCCAUCUUCUACUCCAGUGACAAGAAUGGCCUCAUCGCGAAGACUGACACGCGGAACACCAUCGAAUUGGAUGAAGGCUUGUCGGUAGCUGUCUGCCAGGAACACGAGGGCGUACACAAAGUCGUCACUGCCGGUGACAGCAUUUGGACAGCGACCAGCAGACCAAGUAUUAAUCGAUGGUUAGAUGUCAACACUGACAACCUCGAGAUUGAAGUUCCCGAGAACUACAACACUCACAGACUCAGCUCUGCUACUGCCAGGGCAAGAUAUCCCAGUCCGCCAAACCAGCGAGAAAUGACGCCCAGUCCACCUCCACAGUUGGCUUCUGGCAAGCGAAAGAUACCUUUGAAGCAUGUUCUUCGAUUGAGCAAUACAGCUUAUUUCCCAACGCCUUUGGUCGAGGCAGAGUCGAAUUCUCCCAACGCGAGAAGGGCAACUCUCGAUACGACAACUCCAGAAAUUGCUGCGAUGCAACCUGUCCGCAGCCACCCAGAUUUCUCUGUCGAAGGGCAGAAUGGGCUUAUCAAGCAUGUCAUGCUCAACGAUAGGAAACGAGUACUAACGCUAGAUACCGCAGGCGAGGUGGUUAUGUGGGAUUUGCUCAAGUGUGUGCCGAUCCGAUCGUUCGGAAAGCGUCAUUUGGAAGAUGUCAAAGACGAGGUCACAACACCUGCAAGCGUGGCAAACUGGUGCACCGUCGAUACGAGAACGGGGAGUGUGGCGGUAAUACUGGAAGAGAAUACUUGCUUCGACGCCGAGAUGUAUGCCGACGAACUGGAUUUGGAUGACGGCGUCGAGUUUCGAGAAGAUCAGCGCAUCAACCUUGGCAAGUGGGUGUUGAGGUACCUAUUCAAUAAUUUAAUAUCGGAGGAGAUCAAACGGGACAAUGUCUUUCGAAGACAGUUGCUGAAUACUCGGGAAGAGCAAAGGUUACAGCGAGACAACGCACCAUCAAGCAUACAAAUACCCGAGUCACAGGCCAAUGGGUGGCAUCCUACCUCUUCAGCGACAGCCACAACACCAAGAGCCAUCUCGAACGGGACUUCCAAAGUGCCGAAUACCCCCGGGUUCAACAUUGGCCUUGCCACGCCAGGAGGGACAGCAUCGCCCGCGCUGACUAGAGCUCAGAUCCCGACGACUGUAGACGAGGGCGCACCGUUAGAGCCAACGCUGUCCUCGCAAUCGCACCGGCAAUCUACCGAUAAAACGGCAGACUACUUCUCGACAUCAAGAGUACCCAGCGCAGAACUCACGACCCCUGCAGGCACUUCACAACCCGCAACAACGCCGAACGAAGGCCAGGAGCCGCCAACACCAUUGAACGAGAAUGCACCCAAAGAUGGCACAACUCCCGGUAAGGAGGGGCUCUUUGGAAAGAAGUUCCGUAUGAACAUGUUCAGCGGCAUGAAGAAGAUGGGACGGACGCAGACAAAUGAUAAGCCGGCUAUUGUGGAAGAGAAGGGAGAAAACGAAAGCGACUCUCGAUCGAGUCGAACCAGCACCAGCCGAAUUGUUGAUGAGAACCUGCUUGGCACUGUUCAAAAGAUUCGCUUUGCGUAUGAGGACUCUCUUCAACAGCAGAUCCAGAAUCAGCAGGCGCACGAAAAUGGGUUGCCCGUCCCCGCAUCAACCAUCGACAUACCCACCGCCAUCACCCCUUCGUUACCAGCCGACACACCUGUCUUGAAACCACCUCCGAACACAACCAUCCUCAUCCAAGAAGAUCGACCAGAAGCUGGCGGCGUAGCAGAUCUCUUCGAGGGGACCGUGGGCGCACUUGGAGAGAUGACCGACAUCGUCGAGAAAACCGCACCAAUGUGGCUGGGCGAAGUACUGCUCCGGAAUCAGCUUCCAGUGAAGGACAUUGUUAAGAUCAGUUUCAUCCUGGAGCCGGGACAGGGCAGCGGCUUGCCCAGUAUCGCCAGCGAUGGGAACAACCGGUUGAAUGCUAACCGCAUGCUACGGGCGAGGAAGAUCCUGGCGUAUAUUGCUGAGCGAAUUGAACCCGCACCGAGCAAGGAAGAGGAGGAGAAGGGGAGGAUGAAGCCGGAGGAGUAUUUGGAGUUGUGGUGUCAGGGACAGGUCGUCCCACCAACUACGACCCUCAUGUCCGUAAGAACGCAUCUGUGGAGAGGCGGCGGAGACGUCAUUCUGCACUACAAAGCCAACGGCAAGAAGGUCAUCGCUCAUGUUGCCGUGCCCGAGUCGUCAGGAUACCCACCGACAACAUCAAGCGAAGACGCCAGAGCUGGUGCAGUGUAG
Messenger RNA from Zasmidium cellare ATCC 36951, 3093 nucleotides. RefSeq lists its product as uncharacterized. The record is from RefSeq and is a predicted model, not a curated record. Gene Ontology annotation, molecular function: ubiquitin binding. NCBI's taxonomy places the organism in Eukaryota, Fungi, Ascomycota, Dothideomycetes, Mycosphaerellales, Mycosphaerellaceae. Gene Ontology annotation, biological process: protein deubiquitination; double-strand break repair via homologous recombination. The coding region runs from base 1 to 3093 and encodes 1030 amino acids. The transcript is spliced from 2 exons.